Molecule: messenger RNA, 174 nt
Organism: Echinops telfairi (small Madagascar hedgehog)
Lineage: Eukaryota; Metazoa; Chordata; Mammalia; Afrosoricida; Tenrecidae
Gene: DEFB128
Product: defensin beta 128
Exons: 3
Coding region: 1-174 (57 amino acids)
Biological process (GO): innate immune response
Cellular component (GO): extracellular region
Source: RefSeq, a predicted model, not a curated record
AUGAAGCUGAUUCUGGUUCUCAUUAUUCUGCUGUGCGAGGGGUCCACAGAGCGGACGCGGUUCAAAAAAUGUUUUAAUAAUAUCGAAGGCUACUGCAGGAAAAAAUGCAAAAUGGGAGAAAUAUAUGAAGCAGCAUGUCGAAAUGGGAAAUUAUGCUUGAACCUGAUCCUGUAA